UUCGAAUAUUUUGCACGGGAAAUUGGUUCUAUGGAGCUACUUUGCGGCCAAUUUCUCGAACAGUAAGUUAGCAAGCUUGCUUUAUUGGAUGCUAGGACGCAAAUGCAGGAAGCACAAGAUCUCAAGCGCAUCUCCUACCUCGCCUUCUUAUUUGUUACACUCACUCUUACUUCUUCGUUCUUUGGCAUGAACGUCAAGGAGCUCAAUAGCGAUCCGACUGCAUUAUGGGUGUUUGUUGUCAGCGCGUUGGCAAUAUUGUUUGGGUCGAUGUUCGUUGUGUGGCUCUCCGGCUCGCCAAUGUUAUCAGUCACAUGGAAAGGCAUCGCGUCCUUCUUUGGAGGGAUCAAGGACGAAUUGAUUCCAGCAAAGCAGCAGACAUGGUAUCCUUUUCACGCUAAUUGGUUUGAACAUUUCGAAAGUUGCACUCAGAAUUCAUGAUGAAGAAGGGAGAAAGUUCGCAAGUUGUUUCAACUUCGACAGCACACCUCAAUCAUAGGCAGCUUUGGCUUCCAUUUUGAGCUACAAGAAACUUUAGAUUCUUGUUGAAGAAGGGAGAAAGCUCAUGGUGUUUUCAAGAAGAAAGAAGCAGCGCACAUGAAGCCCUGACUUCAUGUUCUCGGUAUCG
Molecule: messenger RNA, 625 nt
Organism: Macroventuria anomochaeta
Lineage: Eukaryota; Fungi; Ascomycota; Dothideomycetes; Pleosporales; Didymellaceae
Exons: 1
Coding region: 103-438 (111 amino acids)
Source: RefSeq, a predicted model, not a curated record